Austrofundulus limnaeus is the source of this 2361-nucleotide messenger RNA. Its product is annotated as protocadherin alpha-8. Bases 1 to 2361 code for a protein of 786 amino acids. The transcript is spliced from 2 exons. NCBI's taxonomy places the organism in Eukaryota, Metazoa, Chordata, Actinopteri, Cyprinodontiformes, Rivulidae. Gene Ontology annotation, cellular component: plasma membrane. The record is from RefSeq and is a predicted model, not a curated record. Gene Ontology annotation, biological process: homophilic cell-cell adhesion. Gene Ontology annotation, molecular function: calcium ion binding.
AUGGCACAAAGAGGACGCAGCGCGUGUCUGGAGCGCCUUCUCUUCAUUUUUAUUGUUCAGAAUCUUCUACUUAAUUUCACUCUGGCGCAGUUGCGAUAUUCUAUCCCUGAAGAACUCCCGGUCGGUGCUGUUGUUGGAAAUGUGGCUAAAGACUUAGGACUGGAGCCCGGUGCUUUGACAGCGCGAGGAUUUCGCAUUGUUUCUGGAUCGAUUGAAUCCCCUUUCCAGCUCAACAGUAACGGAGUUCUACACGUCAGCCGUAAAAUAGAUCGAGAAGAGGUGUGCGAACAGAUCACUACGUGUAUUAUCAACAUAAAGACUGUGCUGGAGAACCCCUUAGAGGUCCAUUAUGUCGGUAUUGAGGUUUUAGACGUGAACGACCACUCCCCCACGUUCAUGGACAACGAGACGCGUUUGGAAAUCUCGGAAUCUGCAUUGUCAGGAGCGCGAUUUCAGCUGCAAGGCGCACGAGAUCCUGACAGUGGCACGUUCUCCGUUCAGCAGUACAAGCUCAGUCAAAAUGAUCACUUUCGUUUGGAGAUAAAAGAUAGAGGGCAGGAUGGAAAAAUUCCUGUUUUGUAUUUGUAUAAACCGUUGGACAAGGAAGCUGCGAGAAGUCAUAAAUUACUGCUCACAGCUGUUGAUGGAGGAAAGCCUGCCAGAUCAGGAACAAUGGGAAUUAUUGUUGAUGUCUUAGAUAUAAAUGACAAUAUGCCUGUGUUUGACAAAGAGUCAUACACAGCUGUGCUGAAUGAAAACUCUCCUGUUGGCACUACAAUUAUACAGGUAAAUGCCACAGAUCUGGAUGAUGGUUUAAACGGUGAUGUGGUUUAUUCAUUUGGCAAUAAUGUAAAUGAUAAAUUGCGUAAACUCUUUGAUGUAGAUUCCAAUACAGGAGCAAUUAUUGUUAAAGGGCUGCUAGAUUUUGAGGCAAAGGAAAAAUAUGAAUUAGACAUAAAAGCUUCAGAUAGAGGACAAGCACCUUUAGCAACCGAAAAAAGUGUUAUAAUAAAUAUUGUCGAUUUAAAUGAUAACAUCCCUGAGAUUGAAGUGACAUCCUUUUCUAGUUCAGUUCCUGAGGACUCCAAACCUGGAAGGACAGUAGCAUUAAUAAGUGUGGGUGAUAAGGAUUCAGGUGUAAAUGGAAAGGUCAUUUGUGCCAUAAGUGAUGAUGUGCCUUUCACAUUAACAACUUCUUUACAAGAAAACAUGUACUCUGUGGUCACUAAAGCUAAGUUGGACAGAGAGCAGAAGUCCAAAUAUGAAGUGACAAUUGUUGCAAAAGAUGCUGGGGAACAAUCACUGUCAUCUCAGAAAACAAUGAAUGUGAUCAUUUCAGAUGUGAACGACAACAGCCCAGAGUUUUCAACAAGUCCGUAUACAUUUUAUGUGACUGAGAACAAUGCUGCGGGAGCCUCAUUGUUUUCUGUGAGUGCUCAGGAUUGUGAUGAGGCUGARAAUGCCCUUAUUUCUUAUAAGAUUUUAAGAAAUGGUGAUGACCAUAAAACACUGACUUCAUUUCUGAACAUAAACUCUGAAACUGGGGAGAUUUUUGCGCUGAAAAGUUUCGACUUUGAGAAUCUGAAAACUUUCCAGUUCCAAGUUGUGYCCACAGAUUCUGGAGCUCCGUCUCUGAGCAGCAACGUGACAGUGAACGUGUUCAUUCUGGAUCAGAACGACAACGCUCCAGUCAUCCUYUAUCCAGUCAGCUCCAACGGUUCUGCUGAAGGUGUGGAGGAGAUUCCCCGCAACGUGAACGCAGGACACUUGGUGACUAAAGUCAGAGCCUAUGAUGCUGAUAUAGGAUAUAACGGCUGGCUACUGUUCUCACUGCAGGAAGUCAGUGACCACAGUCUGUUUGGUUUGGACCGCUACACAGGACAGAUCAGAACACUUCGCUCGUUCACAGAGACAGACGAGGCUGAGCAUAAACUGCUCAUACUGGUCAAAGACAAUGGCAACGUGUCCCUGUCAGCAACAGCUACUGUCAUUGUCAAACUGGUGGAGCCCAAAGAGGCUUUUGCAGCUUCUGAUGUGAAAAGUGCAGCAAAAGAUGAGGAGGACAAUAAUGUGACUUUUUACCUCAUCAUCACUCUGGGCUCAGUGUCAGUUCUGUUCCUCAUCAGCAUCAUCGUGCUGAUUGCAAUGCAGUGCUCCAAAUCCACAGACUAUUCUUCUAAAUAUCUGCAGGAGGCUAAUUAUGAUGGGACACUGUGUCACAGCAUCCAGUACAGAUCUGGAGACAAACGCUACAUGUUAGUUGGACCCAGGAUGAGUAUAGGAUCUACUUUAGGACCCGGAAGUCAUGCAAACACUCUGGUGUUACCUGACAGGAGGAAAACUUCUGAGGAGAUGGCAUAA